Molecule: messenger RNA, 696 nt
Organism: Rotaria sp. Silwood1
Lineage: Eukaryota; Metazoa; Rotifera; Eurotatoria; Philodinida; Philodinidae
Source: the annotation of a GenBank genome assembly
AUGAUUAUCUCAUUUUAUCGAUAUUUUAUUAUAUUUAUUUUCUUUUGUCAUGCUUAUUUUAGUCAUCGUUCUAUACAUGGUUUAACAGAACGUUUUGAAUUAUUUGUUUGUUAUAAAGAAUUAUGUAAUGCAUAUACUGAAUUGAAUAAUCCAAUUGUACAACUUGAUGAUGAAGAAGCUCAAACAAUUGAUGAAAAUUAUUGUAAAGCACUUGAAUAUGGUUUACCUUCAACCGGAGGUUGGAGUAUAGGAAUUGAUCGUUUAACAAGGAUGUUAACAAAUAGUAACAAUAUUAAAAUUCUUGCUGAUUAUUCGAUUAGAAUUCCAAUUGAUGAUUCCGUUAAAAUUCUUACUGGUGAUUCGGCUAUGGCAAGUGGUGAUUUGGCUAUACGAAGUGGUGGUUCGGCUAUAGCAAGUGGUGAUUCGGCUGUAGCAACUGGUUAUUAUGUACCUGAAGACGAUUUGUGGUUUGGAAUGGACAUUACAGCCUGGAAAUCUUUAACGAUAGAUGAUAAAAUCAAAGAAAAGAACACAAUUAUUGAAGGUCUCAAAAGUGAAAUAAAAGAAGCAAGAUCAAAAGGAAAAUCUGUAUCAGGUGUUAAGGCCAAAUUAGCUGUUGAAAAAGAAGGAUUACAGAAGUUAUUAGAACGAAAAGAAAAAGAUCGUCUUAAAAACAAAGAAAAUAAUGUUCGAUAA